AUGGCUCCUUCUAGCAAGGCUGAGAAGAAGGCAGCCGUAGAUGCUGCUGCAUGGAUGUUCAACGUUGUCACUUCUGUUGGAAUUAUCAUUGUAAACAAAGCUUUGAUGGGCGGUUAUGGCUUCAGUUUUGCUACAACGUUAACUGGUCUUCAUUUUGUUACAACAACUUUGAUGACACUCGUACUACGGAUGCUAGGAUAUGUCCAGCCUUCUCAUCUUCCCUUUUCCGAACUUCUAAAAUUUGUUUUCUUUGCUAACUUCUCUAUUGUUGGAAUGAAUGUCAGUCUUAUGUGGAACUCAGUUGGAUUCUAUCAAAUUGCCAAAUUGAGUAUGAUCCCUGUGUCCUGCUUGUUGGAAGUUUGUUUGGACAAGAUUCGCUAUUCAAGAGACACGAAACUGAGCAUAGGUGUUGUUCUUUUGGGUGUUGGUGUUUGCACUGUUACUGAUGUGAGUGUAAACACGAAAGGUUUUGUUGCCGCCUUUAUAGCCGUGUGGAGCACUUCUCUUCAGCAGUAUUAUGUUCAUUAUCUUCAACGGAAGUAUUCACUAAGUUCUUUCAACCUUUUGGGACAUACAGCACCUGCACAGGCUGGAUCGCUACUGUUAUUAGGCCCCGUUCUAGAUUAUUGGUUAACCAACAAGAGAGUUGACCGAUAUGCUUAUGAUACACCAUCCGUGAUGUUCAUAACCCUGUCAUGCACCAUUGCAGUUGGGACCAACCUAAGCCAAUUCAUCUGCAUUGGGAGAUUUACUGCUGUGUCUUUCCAAGUACUUGGUCAUAUGAAGACAAUACUUGUUUUAAUAAUGGGAUUCUUUUUCUUUGGUAGGGAAGGUCUCAAUCUUCAUGUAGUUGUAGGUAUGAUAAUAGCUGUUGUUGGAAUGAUGUGGUAUGGCAAUGCAUCAUCGAAGCCUGGCGGAAAGGAGCGAUGGAGUCAUUCUCUCCCCACCAACAAAACAGAAAGCAAGUAG
Messenger RNA from Vicia faba (fava bean), 969 nucleotides. The record is from the annotation of a GenBank genome assembly. NCBI's taxonomy places the organism in Eukaryota, Viridiplantae, Streptophyta, Magnoliopsida, Fabales, Fabaceae.